Messenger RNA from Boeremia exigua, 2129 nucleotides. RefSeq names its product tRNA synthetases class II core domain (F)-domain-containing protein. Gene Ontology annotation, cellular component: cytoplasm; phenylalanine-tRNA ligase complex; cytosol. Bases 412 to 2025 code for a protein of 537 amino acids. Lineage: Eukaryota; Fungi; Ascomycota; Dothideomycetes; Pleosporales; Didymellaceae. The transcript is spliced from 6 exons. Gene Ontology annotation, molecular function: phenylalanine-tRNA ligase activity; ATP binding; tRNA binding. Gene Ontology annotation, biological process: phenylalanyl-tRNA aminoacylation. The record is from RefSeq and is a predicted model, not a curated record.
CUGAUCAGCAGACUUACUCGAACGAGCUCUGUUGAUUCUGGUCACGUUCAAGCCGUCUGUAUCACUUCAGUAACUAUAUUGUGCAACAUACCUAUGAUACAGCCACAGGCUACUCUUCAACAGCAGCGGAGCUGUGGCAGUGAAGACAAUUCUCUUCAUCGAGCCGUGAUUGUAGGAGUGUCAUAAAAAGAUGCAAGAGCUCACAAAGCAAGCCAAGAGGGUGUUCGCACCGACAUACAACGUGAAGGCACAGUUCGCAGGUCGACUACCAGAGCCAAUGGCAUCGCGUGCAGGUCCGCUCGGACCUUCCAAAUUUCCGCCGCGUCCUUCCACAUUCGACUCAUAGCGCGACCCCACGUAAAGUUGAUUGAAGCUCCCCGCGCACGAUAGACGGAUCCCAUUUACGCCAAAAUGACUGGAACACGAGGCCCGGUUCCCGUGCCGCUCGAGACGCAGGGUCGCAACCUCACACAAGAUGUCCUCGACCUCCUCGACACAAAAGAGACGCUUCAAAGCAAUGAAGACUUCCCCGCCGUACCGCAGCGCGAUAUCAAGGCAGCGCUCGACAGGCUCGCCAGCCGCUCCAUGGUAGAAUACAAGACUCUAGACAAGGAGCAGGUUAUUCUCACCCCCGAGUCAGAAGGGAUUGUCACGAACGGAAGCCACGAGUUCAAAGUCUGGAAAGCAGUGAAGCAGGCGGGGCAGAUUGCUAUCAAAGAAUUGCCUAACGUUGUCGGCAAGGAAUCUGCGAGCAUUGGACAGGGCAAUGCCUUCAAGAACAAGUGGAUCAAGAAGGAUGGAACUGAACUCGUUCUCGUAGCCACAGAGGAGCCCGAGGACAGCAUGCAGAAUCUUUUGAAGGGCAUCCAAGAAUCGCAAACUGUGUCAGAUGCCAAGCAGCUCAACGACUUGAAGAAGAAGAAGCUCGUCACCGUCACCAAGGUCAUAACAUACACUGUCACCAAGGGUCCAAAAUACGCAAAGGAGAUGCCUGUAGAGCACACAGACUUGACGUCCGAUCUUCUUGUCAACGGCGCAUGGGAGACUGCCAACUUCAAGCCCUACAACUUCGCUGCGCUCGGAGCACAGCAGGAUGCUGGCGCACUGCACCCAUUGAUGAAGGUCAGGCAAGAGUUCAGGAACAUCUUCUUCUCGCAGGGCUUCGUCGAGAUGCCGACUGGCCACUUCGUCGACUCUGGUUUCUGGAACUUCGACGCUCUCUUCGUGCCACAGCAGCACCCUGCCCGCGAUAUGCAAGACACAUUCUUCGUCUCCGAUCCGCCCACAGCCGACAAGCCGCGUGCCGACCCUGACAGCGAGAAGCAGAUGGACCAGAUGGAGGCAAGCUCACAACGGUUGUUCUCAACAGGUGACAAGCGGGACAAGAAGCCCAGAGAUUUCGAAAAGUACUGGAACGACGUCAAGAAAGUGCAUGAGGAUGGUGCUUUCGGGUCGAUAGGCUACCGCUACAAUUUCAAAGAUGAGGAGACAUUACGCCUUGUCCUCCGCACACACACGACUGCUGUGUCUACGUGGGCACUUCACCGGCUAGCAGAAGACCCACGACCUGCACGCUACUUCUCCAUCGACCGUGUCUUCCGUAACGAAACGGUCGAUGCGACACAUUUGGCUGAGUUCCACCAGAUUGAGGGUGUCAUUGCCGAUUUCGGCCUCACAUUAGGUGGCCUUCAGCAUUUCCUUGGUGACUUUUUCGCCAACAUGGGCCUUGAGAACCUACGUUUCAAGCCUGCUUACAACCCGUACACAGAGCCGAGUAUGGAAAUCUUUGGUUACCACAAGGGCUUGAAGAGAUGGAUUGAGAUUGGCAACUCUGGAAUGUUCAGGCCUGAAAUGUUGGAACCUAUGGGGCUGCCCAAGGACAUGCGCGUCUAUGGUUUCGGUCUGUCUCUUGAACGCCCCACGAUGAUGAAGUACGGCGUCUCCAAUAUUCGUGAACUUCUUGGACACAAGGUCGAUUUGAGCUGGAUCAAGGAGCAGCCAGCUGUUCGUUUCGACAAGGAGUAAACGAAUACGGGUUAUGAUAAUCGAUGAUCAUUAAAAGACGGUGCUUCACUUCGGGUGGCAUCUUUACAUGGCCUAGCCGGCUGACACGGCAGGAAUACAUCGAU